Adelges cooleyi (spruce gall adelgid) is the source of this 4270-nucleotide messenger RNA. It is a transcript of the gene Remo, whose product is annotated as adhesion G protein-coupled receptor A3. The coding region runs from base 122 to 3979 and encodes 1285 amino acids. Gene Ontology annotation, molecular function: G protein-coupled receptor activity; protein binding. The record is from RefSeq and is a predicted model, not a curated record. Gene Ontology annotation, cellular component: plasma membrane. NCBI's taxonomy places the organism in Eukaryota, Metazoa, Arthropoda, Insecta, Hemiptera, Adelgidae. Gene Ontology annotation, biological process: cell surface receptor signaling pathway; G protein-coupled receptor signaling pathway. The transcript is spliced from 17 exons.
GUAUAUGUUUUCAAUUAGAAAAAAAAUGUAAACAAACUUCCUCAAGUAACUUUUGUCUUUCAACAAUUUUGUAAUUAUCCACUAUAAUAGCGAUGUAGUUGCAAUAUACAUAAGGGAGAUCAUGUAUCUUGAAUUAUGUCUAUGGACAUUAUUGAUUGCCUGUGUGUCAGCUCAAAAAUUCGAUGUAUCUGUAUGUCCCGAACAAUGUGUUUGUCCAAAGAAACGUGUUGGCGACAAAUUCAGCAAAGUCAAAUGCGGGGGAUUGGAUAAACCAGUUUUGUAUAUCAAUGAAAUACCAUUUGAACAAAUGACAAAUAAUACAGGCGUUACAUUUUUGGAUUUAUCAGUCAAUGUAAUAGCAACAUUACCGCCAAAUGCAAUCCCAGUUCCGACUCUUCAAAAACUUGAUUUGACUAAAAAUUUGAUUUCUAUAAUUCAAGAUGGAGCUUUUCGAGGCACACCAAAUCUUAAAAUUUUGACAUUGACUGAUAAUAAACUUAAAAAUGUUUCUCAGGGAAUAUUUGAAGGAUUGUUUUCAUUAGAGCAAUUGAAGUUAAAUAAAAAUUUCCUUGCUCAUAUAUCAGCUAAUACUUUUAAUUUUUUGAAUCAUCUCUCACGACUUGAUAUUUCUGAUAAUCCGUUAGUUUGCGAUUGUGAAAUUACUGGUUUUCUUGAGUGGGUCAAAAGAAAAAUAAAGCUUGGACCCAAAUCGGAAUGUCAUGAACCUCCUAGUUUAAAAGAUACUCCAAUUAAAAAUCUACGUCCUGAUAUGUUAAACUGCUUACGUCCUAAAUCAAAUACACCUCCAGCAAUUGAAAUAAUACCAACUUCUAAUCUCGUUUUAUUUGAAGGAGAUUCUAUUGAUUUACUUUGUCGCGCCGUUGGCACUGAUGCUGUAGAAGGAAUUGUCUUGACGUGGAAUGCUAUUACAUCAAAUUCUUCUGGUUCAAUUACUAUUAUUGAUGGUGAUUUUAAAAAUACAGGACUUAUUCAAAGUAAUAUCUCAAUUCCAAAGCUUAAUGCUAAUCAUACUGGCAAAUAUGAAUGUACUCUGAAUUCAACUAGUGGAAUACGUAUUCAAACAAUUGCGAUUACUGUCAUUUCAAACAAAACUCGAUUUUGUUCAGUUGACGAGAGUAAAGACAACAAAGGAUCAUAUAUUUGGACCCGUACAAUUUCAGAUGUGGUUACUGUUAAACAAUGCCAAGCUAAUGAUGAAGUAGAACCACUAGCUAGAGGUACUGUUAGUAGGCAUUGUAACUGGAAUGGAAAAUGGGAUUUAGCAGAUUCAUCAGAUUGUCCAUACAUAAGUCCAAUUACUCGUAUUUUUUAUACCCAGUCAAAAACUAACAUUACUCAUAAAGACAGUUCAGAAACAGCCAGACAAUUAUUCAAUUAUACAAGAGACCACUUUAAUGAAAUUAAAGAUUAUCUUGAUAUUAGUUACAUCGCUGAUAUAGUAGAUGAUUACUUGGAUAUUAUGCGUGAAGAAAAAUUAUUGGCACCAGUUGUUAUCGAUUUGAUAAGCUUAAUGGCUGAACUACCUAAAGAUUUACUGUUAGCAGCUCAAAAAAAUGACAAAUCGACUUCCAGAUUAGUAAAUGCACUUGAAACGGCAUUAGAGUUUACAACCACUUUGAAUUCUCGAUGGACAUCGGCAAUAGCUAUGGAAGAUUUUAUAAUAUCAAAAGAAAACUUUAGUGGGUUAACUUGUGUUUGGGGCCGAGAUGAAGAUUCUCCGACAACAAUGAAUUCAUUGAUGUGUUACGUCUAUAAUAAUCACACUCUUCCUCACAACAAAAUUAUUGAUGUGCUAAUCGAGAUACCAGGUUCAUUAUUUGCAAGUGACACAAAAAAACAGUCAUCGGAAUUGAAACUAGUAUUUACUGUGUACGAAGAUGGCAAAAUGUUUCCAGAGCCAAUGAUGGCUGCAGAUGACAAUGUGACUCUAAUACCCACUGAAAUUAAAUCAUGUGUACUAGUUUCCAAGCUAGUUGGAAUUGAUAUGGAAGUUACACCAGAACCAAUUAUUAUCGCAUUGCGCCAACCAGAAAACUAUGACCGUUUUACAAAUAUGAGACCGAGUCCGUCUUGGUGGAAUCCUCUGUCCGGUUUGUGGGAUAUAAAUCCAAACGCUAGUUGUGAACUGGCACACAUUGGCGGUGGCAUGUUAGUUUACAGAUGUAACAGAUUUGGUUACUUUGCUCUGACUAUGAGUCAGACUUCCAUACGCAAUUUGUUAUCGCCAAUAAACAGCACUAUUAAAAGAAAAACACUAUUUAGUCAAACGUCAAUUUACAUUGGAACAUUUAUGGGGAGUACAUUUUUGUUAUUUUCUGUGGUACUUUAUGUAAUACUAAACAACAACAUACAAAUGGCUAAAAAAUUAAAACACUCGUUGCCUAACACGUGGUUUGCAAUGUCAAUGUUUUAUUUAGUAUACUGUAAUGGAAUUCAUCGAACUGAAAACGCUAGGACAUGUCAAAUAAUUGGUCUACUAAUUCAGUUUUUUAGUUUAGCCUCGAUGUUUUGGAUGACGGUAACAAUAAAAGUAUUGUAUAAAAGAGUUCGUAAACCAUUUUUACCUGCCAGUACUCCAUCAGAUGACGGCGGUAUGAACAUUCCGCAUGAAGAUAUUGUUGUAAAAAAACCACUUCUAGGUAUAUACAUGGUUGGUUGGGGCAUACCGAUGUUGCUGUGCGGUAUGUCUAGCGCUGUGAACUUACCUGGUUACGGCGGCCACGAAGGCGAUUACUGUUUUUUAAAGCCUGGACCAGCUUUUGGUUUCAUUGUCGUAGUUGCUUUAGUUGUUAUCUGUUGUAUUAUUAUACUCAGUAUGCUAGUAUCUUGUGCCGCUAACAAUUUGGAUUCAAACGUACAACUUUCUGAAGGUACUCAAGCUACUGAUUUAGAACUACUAGACCAAACCAACAGUAUGGUAGAACACAAUAGCUGCCGUAGCCUUACCACUCCGUCCAGUAAAGUCGAAGAUCCUGAACAAUCUCCGGUUCUUCAAUUGAGGUUUUUCAAUGGUACCUUGUUAGGAUACUUAUUGACUGUCGCAAUGGCUUAUUUCAAUGUUGUCAUUAUGUACAGUCCAACUGUACAAUUAUGGUUGGGUGUAUGGUUUGCGUGCUUUAACGUUUUCCAAUGUUUUUUGAUCAUGUGGUUUUAUGUUUUUGUUCGGAACGAUGUUCAAAACGCUCUUACUGAACUUAAAGACCAUCGAUGGGGUAGAAAAAAAGUUGUAGACUCGGUAAGGGCUCCAUCUAUCAGAACUGAUAGCUUCCAAUCGGUAAGACCAAAGUCGAAUAGUGAAGUUGUAUCCCUCCAGUCAUUUAGGUCACCACAGCUCCAGCUCGUUAUGAUGAGGCAUCAAUUGAAUUCCGAACGGCAGAUUGAUUAUUAUAAUCCCCAUCAAAUUACUGUUGCGAAAAAAUUUUUCAAAAAACAAAGACGGAAACAAAAUAAUUUACCACGGCGUCCACCACUUACUUCACCUGACCUCACCGAUAACGGUUACUUUUGCCAUAAUGGUAAAACAAACAAUCUCCAUCUAGACCUAAAACAUAACGGAGGCGUGUUCUCUGACAGUGUUAUAACCGAUCACGAGUACGUCGAAGUAGACGGUCGAUCCCAGUAUCAACACAAGUAUACACAACCGAGGGAAUAUUCAACCGAAGAGUUUGUCACUAGUCAAAUGAGUGGAGCCAGCUGUGAAGGAAUUUCGGAUAGUGUGACUGACUGUGGACGUAAUAUUAGUGAAAAAGAAAACUGCAGUAGUCCACAUGUGAUAGUGUCCGAUUGCUCAAGUGCAAACCCGAUGAACCAUACUUAUGAAACGAUUACACCUAUAAAAGAGAGAAGAGCAGAUUCGAGCAAACGAAAGAAAGAUCAAAAAAAAUCACAAAAAUCUGGUUAUACGCUUACUAGAACAAAUAAAUCGGACAGUGAUGAAAAUGAUGAGACUUGUGUUUAGUGCUUGCUUGACAAUUCAUUUAUUUUAAUUUUGUAUUACGACAAAUUCCAUAUUAUUAUUAUUAUUAUAACUUAAUAACAUACAGUAGUAUACGUAUAUCUAAGUAGUGUCGUUGUAAUUCAAACAUAUUGAAAAAUUAUAACAUUUGAAAAUUACCUAAUUUGUCAACAAAUAAAUAUUUUUAUUUUUUCACAUAUCCAAUAUUGUGUAAAAUAAAAACCAUAAAGAUUACUUCUCACAGUUAAAGUUAUGCAAUUAUUGUAAUAUUUGAAAUACUUCAAAUGACCUUUC